CAGUUCCUCGUUCCCGUCCUUCUCGGGUUAUUACCACCCUCGAGUUUACGGCGAGACGGCGCCAUGCGGAAGGCGGGGCUCUUGCCAGCCAGCUGCGCCCGGGCGUGGAGGUCUGUGCGGAUGGCCAGCUCCGGGAUGGCGCGCCGGGGCCAGCUCGCCAAUAAGGUGGCUCUAGUCACGGCCUCCACCGACGGGAUCGGCUUCGCCAUCGCCCGGCGCCUGGCCCGGGACGGGGCCCACGUGGUCAUCAGCAGUCGGAAGCAGCAGAACGUGGACCGGGCAGUGGCCGCGCUGCAGGGGGAGGGGCUGAGCGUGGCAGGCACCGUGUGCCACGUGGGGAAGGCCGAGGACCGGAAGCGGCUGGUGGCCACGGCCGUGAACCUUCACGGGGGCAUUGACAUCCUGGUCUCCAAUGCUGCCGUCAACCCUUUCUUUGGAAACCUAAUGGAUGUCACCGAGGAGGUGUGGGACAAGAUUCUGGACAUUAACGUGAAGGCCACAGCCCUCAUGACAAAAGCAGUGGUGCCAGAGAUGGAGAAACGAGGGGGCGGCUCAGUGGUGAUUGUGGCCUCCAUAGGAGCCUACGUUCCGUUUCCUGGCCUGGGCCCCUACAAUGUAAGUAAAACCGCCUUGCUGGGCCUCACCAAGAACCUGGCCAGAGAGCUGGACCAAAGGAACAUUAGGGUGAACUGCCUGGCACCAGGACUCAUUAAGACUAGCUUCAGCCAAGUGUUGUGGAUGGACAAGGCAAGAGAGGAGAGCAUCAAAGAAACCAUGCAGAUAAGAAGGAUAGGCAAGCCAGAUGACUGUGCAGGUAUUGUGUCUUUCCUGUGCUCUGAAGACGCCAGCUACAUCACUGGGGAGACAGUGGUAGUGGGUGGAGGGUCCCCAUCCCGCCUCUGAGGACCGGGAGAGACCUCACCAGGGCAGAGACUGGGCUCCAAUUCCUGCACUCAUCGACUAGCCUUUCCCACCUCUGCCUGAUAUACUGCUCACCUUACACCCCAGCCCACCCCCCAAAUCAGUUCUGCCCUGUGAAAAGAUCCAGCCUUCCCUGUGGUCAAGGUAUGGUCUUAUGAUUCCCGCUGUUGCUGUAGCCUUGGAUAAAGACUUCCCCUGAGAGCAAAGGGCAGGCCUGCUGAUAAAGCUGAGUCUACCUUGGCAAAAACCAACUAAUAUUUUUUCCCCCCUGGACAUGGAGGAAUUUGAGGGAGAUGGGACUGAAGGAACCCGGGUGGAAAGAGCAGGGCAGAAAAUCAACAACUUGCAAAGAGAGAUGCAAAUAAAAUGCGGAUGAUCAUGUUGCUUUGAA
Messenger RNA from Odobenus rosmarus divergens (Pacific walrus), 1312 nucleotides. RefSeq names its product dehydrogenase/reductase (SDR family) member 4. Gene Ontology annotation, biological process: retinal metabolic process. Lineage: Eukaryota; Metazoa; Chordata; Mammalia; Carnivora; Odobenidae. Gene Ontology annotation, cellular component: peroxisome. The record is from RefSeq and is a predicted model, not a curated record. Bases 64 to 903 code for a protein of 279 amino acids. The transcript has 8 exons. Gene Ontology annotation, molecular function: carbonyl reductase (NADPH) activity.